Symphalangus syndactylus (siamang) is the source of this 1992-nucleotide messenger RNA. RefSeq names its product T cell receptor associated transmembrane adaptor 1 (gene TRAT1). Gene Ontology annotation, cellular component: T cell receptor complex. Lineage: Eukaryota; Metazoa; Chordata; Mammalia; Primates; Hylobatidae. The record is from RefSeq and is a predicted model, not a curated record. Gene Ontology annotation, biological process: positive regulation of T cell receptor signaling pathway; negative regulation of receptor recycling.
GUUUCCAUGUGAAUUUACUUGUGAAGAGAUCACUGGAUUCUCUCCAGAGAUAGGAAGAUCCCUCCUAGUUUAAUUCAUACCUUUAUUUGUUUAUUUUUCAAUUAGACUCAGGUAUCGAUAAAAAUUCAAAUGUCAGAUUACAAAGGUGUGUGGGAUUUUUCUUCCCACGUUACACAAUUUAAGUCAACUGUUUUCAGAUCAAAACUCAAGACACCUCCUUCACCACAUUUCCUGUUUGUAACUGAAACAAAGUACACACAAAAGAUUUUAAGAAACAGAAGAGAAAAGAAUCUGAGGCACAGAUAAAGAUAAGUUUUACUGUCAUGCUGCUUUUAACAUAACAGAGCAACAUUACCUAGGAAAAAAGUUUGUAGGAGGAUUUUUAAUCCAUAUAUUUGUCUUAUGGCUGGAUAAAGAUUUCUCUGAAAAAAAGAAGCAUGUCAGGAAUCUCUGGGUGCCCCUUUUUCCUCUGGGGACUUCUAGCCUUGUUGGGCUUGGCUUUGGUUAUAUCACUGAUCUUCAAUAUUUCCCACUACGUGGAAAAGCAACGACGAGAUAAAAUGUAUAGCUACUCCAGCGACCACAUUCCCAGGGUUGAUGAGUAUUAUAUUGAAGACACACCAAUUUAUGGUAACUUAGAUGAUAUGACUUCAGAACCGAUGGAUGAAAAUUGCUAUGAACAAAUGAAAGCCCGACCAGAGAAAUCUGUAAAUAAGAUGCAGGAAGCCACCCCAUCUGCACAGGCAACCAAUGAAACACAGAUGUGCUACGCCUCGCUUGAUCAUAGCAUUAAGGGGAAGCGUAGAAAGCCCAGGAAACAGAAUACUCAUUUCUCAGACAAGGAUGGAGACGAACUACAUGCAAUAGAUGCCAGCGUUUCUAAGACCACCUUAGUAGACAGUUUCUCCCCAGAAAGCCAGGCAGUAGAGGAAAACAUUCAUGAUGAUCCCAUCAGACUGUUUGGAUUGAUCCGUGCUAAGAGAGAACCUAUAAACUAGCUGGACCAUGAUCUAGUCAGAUUUGGCUCUUGUUGAAGAUGGUUUCUAAGAAAACAAAAUUUGCAGAGGACACAGAAGGACUUGGCAGCAGGGUGAUGACCUGAUCGUUUGUUGAUGGGAUGGUGGCUUACCUCUUAUUCAGAGCUUACACUUAUGCAUGCCAAAUGUAAUGCCAUGAAAAUCAGUAUUUCAAAUAACUUAAAAAAUGCUUUACUACCAAAAUGUAAAAAAUUAAUGUGCUCACCUCGGCAGCACAUAUACUAAAAAUUAAUAAAAUCUAGCUUGAAAAUUGAGCCUGAUAACAAAAUUACAAAUUCACAAUACCUAAUACUUAGGGAAAUAAAAAAAAAUUUAAAUAUGAAUGUAUUCUGGAACACGUUAGAAGAAAAAUAAAAGCCAAUGAGUUUUUUUUUAAUUCUCCUUUCUCACCAAUGGGCAAUAGCCCAUAAUUGAAAUAAAUUUCUAAUUGAAAGGUAUAGGAAGCAUUAAAAUGCAUUACUAAGAGAAGUAAUAUAAUUUUCUUACAAAGUAUUUUUCCCAAAGAUAGCUUUACUAUUUCAAAAAUUGUCAAAUUAAGGCAUGCUCCUUACAACAACAAGCAAAUAUCAAAAAGAGUUUAAGAAUUCUACUAGCCAGAGAUAAUCACUUGGAGAAACUUUCUAUAUAUCCUUCUAAAUAUUUUUCUGGGCAGCUUAUGUAUGUACAUCAGUUGUUUCUUUUUAUUUUUAACCAAAAAUGUGGUUUCUUUUGUAUACGUUACUUAAACUUUCUUUUCACUCAACAAUAUAUUGUGGAUUUAUUUUCACUGUUAUAUUUAACUAUAUAUAAAUACACACAUAUUGUAACUUAAUGUCUGCUUAGCACCCCACUGAUAACCCAAUCUCAGUUUAUUUAAAUAAUUUUAAUGACUUUUUAAAAACAAUUUAUUGAUACAAAAAGCAAGGUUGAGAUGACAAUGUUUCUUUCAGUAAUUAAAAAAUACUGCUUCACUGUC